GUUUUCACUAUAUAUGUUGUACAUUGGUAUUGGCGGGAUAAUGCAGUGCAGUCAGUGUGAGAUUGUCCAUAGGAGUCUCUUCCGGGGGCUGCUCUUUCGAGCACGGAGUGGGACGCGAUAGUGUUGAUUCAGUCGAUAUACGUAUCUUUAACAGAUCUACAACGCUGACAUCAUUAUCGUCAUUAGAAUCAUUAAUAUCGCAUAUCGCAUUUGAAGGCAAAUUAAUCAGGGAUUUGUAUUAGGUGCAGCAAGAAUGCGAAGAUUGAGUAUGAAGGGUAAGCGAGGCAGGUUCGAGACAAGCAGCAGCGAAUCGGAGGAAAAUGGCGUCGCAGAAGCAGUGUCAACGACGAUAAAUAAUCCCAUUAGAAAUGAAAUAUCAGAUAAUACUGACGAAGAUCGAGCACUUAGUGAAGUACUCAAGAAGGGUAGAGGCCGUUCUGAAAAUGCAAUCGGAACACCCGGGGCAACUAGUGAUAGUGGUAAACGCGGUAGAAGGAAUAUUGAUAAAGAGCCAGCAUUGUUGAAGGAGGAUGAGGCAAAAGAAAACGAAGAGCAACACGAAAAUGGAAGCGCGGGAAAACCUGGAGCUGGAACAAAAAAACGUAAAAAGGAAGACGCUAAAGCAUCUACAUCAAAAGAUCAACCUUCUGAAGAAAAGGAAUAUGAGGUCGAGAAGAUCGUCUCUUAUCGCACUAUUAAAGGACGACGACAAUUUCUAGUAAGAUGGAAAGGAUAUGACGAAGACUCGGAUACUUGGGAACAGGAAAAGGAUCUCAAUUGUUCUGAUUUAAUAGAGCAAUUCCUUUCAGAGAAUGAAGAGAAUGAAUCUAUUUCGGAACCACCCAAGAGAAGGCAAAAGACUGAGAAGACUAAAGCGUCAAAAUCAGACCGAAAGUCAAAAAAUAAAAAUGGGGGAAUUGAUACAGAUAAAUCUGUAUCGGACCCUGACAAGAAUGAAGGAAAGGAGUUCGAGGUUGAAAAAAUAAUUGAUGUAUAUUUUAAAAAGAACAAAACACGGGAAUUCCUUAUUCGUUGGAAAGGUUUUUCAAGUGGAGAUGACUCUUGGGAACCAGAAGAAAAUCUCAAUUGUCCUGAAUUAAUUGCUAAAUUUAUGGAUAAGGUGGAAAAGGCGAAAAUAGCAGACCAACGCGAACUACGAACAAAUCCUGCACACACAAAAAGAUACACAUUGACCACCCCUGAGUGUGGUAGGCGAUUGUCUAGACGAAAUAUGGAUAAACAGAGAACUACCUAUCACCAGUGUGAUGAAUAAGAGAGGAAAAUCGGACAUGUCACUUUAGUUUGUAAUAUUCUAUUUUAUACAUCUAUGGUAUAAAGAUAUACUUUUCUCUAGAUCUAAGAAAGUAGGUUUAUUAAAGGGACACUAAAUAUUUCAUAUGAACUCUUUUCGUGCGCGUUAUAACUGAGAGUCUCAACGCCUUCAUGUCUUUAAUAAGUUGCAAUUGAAUUAUUUUCCUGAAGGAAAUCUACGACUUAGAGCUUUUUGUUAAUUUAGUGAAUAAAGUGUAAUAAUAUUUUAGGUGUAACUUAUUAAGCAUUCUAAAUUGUAAGUUCAAUCACCACACAAAAAUUUGGAGAAACAUUCAUAAAGAAAAAUCGAUUAUAUACUUACAUAGAGCAGGCAUAUUCGUAUACAUAUAAAUUUAUAUAUGAGUAUAUACUUUGUGUAUAUGAUAGAAAUAUGUAUAUCAUAUUUAACAGAAAAGAAAGAAAAUUAUUUAAAAAUAUAUUAUCGCAAGCGCAACUACGUGUUAAUUACACCGCAUAUGCACGGCCAUUUUGUUUGCUCUCCUGUAAAUUGCCUCUUUGAUUUUCGGGUAAUUAUGUGACUGUGUAUACGAUGGACUUUGGCUAAAAUUGCACUUCAAAAAAUUGUAGCAAAAAUCGUAAAUUUCAAGAAAUAACGUUUCUUCUAUGAUUUGAGUUUGACCUGUUUUCUUCACAAUAAUGCUCUAUUAAUAAAUAUAUUAAUAUAAUUAUUGUGUUGCGAGUGCACGAGGAUCAAACCGCGAACUAGGGUGUAUUUUCUCGAAAUAUUAGAAACUCACUAAAUACAAUAAACAGUCUCAAAUAUUUUCAUUUGCAUACGGAUACUAAAUAAAUAUACAUUUCGUAAAA
Messenger RNA from Cephus cinctus (wheat stem sawfly), 2139 nucleotides. Its product is annotated as chromatin-associated protein swi6. Bases 254 to 1273 code for a protein of 339 amino acids. The transcript has 4 exons. NCBI's taxonomy places the organism in Eukaryota, Metazoa, Arthropoda, Insecta, Hymenoptera, Cephidae. Gene Ontology annotation, molecular function: chromatin binding. Gene Ontology annotation, biological process: negative regulation of transcription by RNA polymerase II; chromatin organization. The record is from RefSeq and is a predicted model, not a curated record. Gene Ontology annotation, cellular component: pericentric heterochromatin.